Messenger RNA from Canis lupus familiaris (dog), 1803 nucleotides. It is a transcript of the gene SERPING1, whose product is annotated as serpin family G member 1. Gene Ontology annotation, molecular function: serine-type endopeptidase inhibitor activity. Gene Ontology annotation, biological process: negative regulation of endopeptidase activity. The coding region runs from base 108 to 1550 and encodes 480 amino acids. NCBI's taxonomy places the organism in Eukaryota, Metazoa, Chordata, Mammalia, Carnivora, Canidae. The record is from RefSeq and is a predicted model, not a curated record. The transcript is spliced from 8 exons.
CCCCCCGCACCCCACCUCCCUGACCUUGUGGGACUGCACUCAGUCUGCGCUGGAGCUGCCCAGGGACCAGGAGUUUGGAGCAGGUCCGGGCCGACGCCACCGCCCAGAUGGCCUCCAGGCUGACCCCGCUGACCCUGUCGCUGCUGCUGCUGCUGCUGACUGGGGUUAGAGCCUCCUCAGAUCUGAAUGUUACUAGCCCCAACUCCAUGGCAGAGAGCUGGCAAGGGGGAAGCGAAGGACACAUCUCGGAGGGAGCGAUCACCAAGAAUGUAUCCACUCAACACACCGUGGACUCUUCUACCUUGUUGAAUAUCAGCUCAACCAUCGUAACAGCCAAUACCACUCUUGAACCCACUACUCAGCCUUUCAUCGGGUCCACUGUUCAACCCACCCAGCCCACUACUGAGCCAUUCUGCCCAGGGCCUGCCACUUCCUGCUCUGACGCGGAGAGUCACUGGGCAGAGUCUGAGUUGAGUGAGGCCUUGAUAGCCUUCUCUCUGAAGCUCUACCAUGCCUUCUCAGCAGUGAAGAAGGUGGAGACCAACAUGGCCUUUUCUCCAUUCAGCAUUGCCAGCCUCCUGACCCAGGUCCUGCUUGGGGCCGGGGAGAACACCAAGAGAAACCUGGAGAACCUCCUCUCCUACCCCGAGGACUUUGCCUGUGUCCACCAGGCCCUGAAGGCCUUCACAUCCAAAGGCUUCACAUCAGUCUCUCAGAUCUUCCACAGCCCAGACCUGCCCAUAAGGGACACCUUUGUGAAUGCCUCUCAGAGCCUGUAUGGCAGCAGCCCCAGAGUCCUGGGAAAUGACAGCAAUGUCAACGUGGAGCUGAUCAACACCUGGGUGGCAGAGAAGACCAACCACAAGAUCACAGAACUGCUGGAAAGUCUGCCCUCGGACACCCGCCUUGUCCUCCUCAAUGCUGUCUACCUGAGUGCCAAGUGGAAGACAACAUUUGAUCCAAAAAGAACCUCUCUGGAGCCCUUUUACCUCAAAUCCUCUGUGAUAAAAGCGUUCAUGAUGAACAGCAAGAAAUACCCUGUGGCCCAUUUCACUGACUCAACUUUGAAGGCCAAGGUAGGGCAGCUGCAGCUCUCUCACAAUCUGAGCUUGGUGAUCAUGGUGCCCCAGAGCACGAAACACUAUCUCGAAGACCUGGAGCAGGCUCUCAGCCCCAUUGUCUUCAAGGCCAUCAUGAAGAAACUGGAGAUGACCAAGUUCCAGCCCACUCUCCUGACGCUGCCUCGCAUCAAAGUGAAGAGCAACCAGGACAUGCUGACAGUCAUGGAGAAACUAAAAUUCUUUGACUUUCUUUAUGACCUCAACCUGUGUGGGCUGACCGAAGACAUAGAUCUUCAGGUUUCUGCGAUGCAGCACCAGACCAUGCUGGAGCUGACGGAGUCCGGGGUGGAGGCGGCCGCAGCGUCAGCGGUUUCUGUGGCCCGCAACUUGGUCAUCUUUGAAGUGCAGCAGCCCUUUCUCUUCCUGCUCUGGGACCAGCAGCACAGGUUCCCUGUCUUCAUGGGGCGGGUGUACGACCCCCUGGUCUGAGACCCUUAGGCUACCAGGCUAAUGCAAGCCGUACCACGCAAGCCCUGCUACCGCCUGCCUGGACUCGCCCCCAGCCACCUCUGCCCCAGGCUGUCCCCUGCUGUCCAUGUGAAGGGCUCCCUUGGGGUCUGGGGAAGGCCCUUCCUCUAUCAUCCUUCCCUGUUGCUCCCCAAAGCACUUUUUAUAGCUUUCUCUGGUUCAAGUUAACCAACCUCUACAAAUAAAACUUGACAGACCAUGACUUCUUCUCAUA